CAGCAACUCAGCUGCCCCCCCAUAAUCUGCUUACUGUAUGUUGAAAGACAGCAACUGUCAGCGUCAGGUCUUCACAAGGUUUUUGCGUCACUACAAGGAACUCAUGUGAAGUGGGGGCGUGUUCGGUCGUGAUGAGGUUAGACACAUCGGGAUAAACUUUACAGCACAGAAAGAGACGCCUCAGUCGUGCACCGGAAUGUUUGAAGUGAAUUGUCCAUCACCAGAACAUACCUUCACACAAAUAGACCUGGAUAACCUCAUCCAAAGGCUACCUACCCACUACUUGCCUUGUCAUCCAAUAUUGUUGGCAAUUCUGCGCCGUGUGCCUAAAUUAGCUGAAUCCCCCUCACAGAGCAUAUAUGGAGAGCAUAGACAAAUACUUCAUCGUUACACGUACCAAGACCCGGAAAGGCUUCUCUCGUGGUUCCAUUGGUCGAAUCGAGGCUGAGACGCAAACGGGGGAUAUUGUAGGUCUUGUAUACGGCAGCGGUGGCGGCACGGCCAAAAGUGGCGGCCUUCUGAAGCGGGAGGAGACAUACCCACUCACACGCCACCAGGCUCAACUCCUUCUGUUCGUGUCGCCGGCCAGCCGAAGGCUAGAGAUCCUCUGCAAUCAAAUGCUCUUUAAGGUCAUCUGUGAGCUGGCACAAGAUGACCUGGUCAUGGUGCGCUACAAGAAAGGCUUCCAACCAUGUCUGGUGAAAAACCUGAUGCAGAUUGGACGUAAGGAUGGAUCGGAUGACCUCAACAUGCUGGGAUUUGAACUACAGCCUGUGGUGUGUUCCUUGUCCCCACAGAAUCCAGAUAAGUUGUCAUCUAAGAAGCCAGCUCCACUGCCUGUGUUCAGUGCUGCAGACAUCAUACAAGUGGCUCAGUCAAGCACUAAGCAGCCACUGAGAGACAACCACACUAUUGGCAUCAACAGGAGGACUGUAUCCCGCAUCAACUCCUUGCCAAUCAUGGGGUCCAGAAAUGGGUUUCUGGGGAAGAAAAUAUCAUCUCAGAACACCCCUGACAUCAAGAGCCUGUCUAAUACUUACCAGCUGGAUGUGGGGUCCAUGGUGGAGAUGGCAUCAAACAGAAAUGUCAUUCUGUAUGGAGUGAUCCGAUGGAUAGGUGUACCAGCUGGACAGAAAGGCAAUUGGGCAGGGAUUGAACUUGAUGACGAGGUUGGCACCUGCACAGAUGGGACUUUCCAUGGACAGCGAUACUUCACCUGUCAAGGGAACAGGGCAGCGUUUGUACCUCUGGAAAUGUGCGUGCCAGACGGACGCUUCCACAGCCCCUCCCCCUCUUCUAGUGCAGACACUGAGGAGUCCCCUCGGACUCCCAUAGCAGUCACUCCCAUAGAGGAGGACAAAGGGGAGGAGGACGUACCCCCUCUCACUGAAUCUGAAGUCCUCCGUGUGCUAGAGGGGAAAAUGAAAGGAAUCCAAGGCCAUUUCAAUUCCUGUUACCUGGACGCCACGCUCUUCAGUCUGUUCACCUCGUCAGUGACCCUGGACAGGCUUUUGCAAAGCUCAGCCAACGCAGAGAUGAGCAUCUGUCGGCAGAUGAGGAGAGACAUUGUGAACCAGCUACGAAGGCAUGGCUUUGUCCCAGCAGAGAACGUAAUGAACUUCCGCAAGCAGCUGGGAUGCAACACGUAUGUGACCGAGGAGAAAGAUCCAGAAGAGUUUAUCGCAAUCCUCUUUCAGCGCGUCCUACAAAUGGACCCGCUGCUGAAAAUUAGAUUUAAUGGAGAUUCAGGGUCGUCACAAGAUGCCUACACGCACCAGAUCAUUCUGGAGAAGAAUGACGUGGGCCCCUGUCCCUCCGUCCAGCAGCUGCUGGAGACCUCCUUCAUGUCUUGCAACCUGAAGUUUGAGGAGGUUCCAUUGUGCCUUAUGGUUCAGAUGCCGAGGUUUGGAAAAAACUUCAAGAUGUUCCCCUGCAUCAUCCCCUCUACAGAACUGGACAUUACAGACCUCCUACACCAAUCCCCGAGGGAGUGCUUUAUCUGUGGGCACCUUGCACAGCACGAAUGCACCCAGUGCUUCAGAGACCGUAAACUCCCUGGAAGAAUCAAGCAAUACUGCUCGACCUGCAACACCCAGGUUCAUUCUCACCCUUCCCGACAAGGUCAUACCCCUCGCAGCUUGGCUCUCCCUGUUGAGCUCAGCGUCAGCAGCCCUGUAUCUAGAACUCACAUGCAGUUGUUUGCCGUCCUGUGCAUCCAGACCAGCCACUACGUGUCCUUUGUCAAGUACGGCCCUGAGCCUCAGUCCUGGAUGUUCUUUGACAGCAUGGCUGAUCGCAGUGGGGAUGACCACACUGGCUACAACAUUCCAGAGGUCCGCGCGUGUCCUGAGGUGGGCGACUUUCUCUCCCAGUCGGAGGAGGACCUUGCUUGCAUCAACCUAUCACAAACCAGUGGCCUUGUGCGCAGACUACUUUGCGAUUCCUUUAUGUGCCUGUACCAGCAGAGCUCCAGAUAAACUGGAGCAGAAGUCUGGCCUGACUUCAGCUAGAGCUAGUGCCCACUAACACAUAAACAGAGCUGAUGUCAUAACCUUGGCCAGGUGGCGUCAUGGCGACAACACAGAAAGUGUCCGAGGACAGUGGGAGGAACAGGAGCACCAUAACUUGACAUGUUUAUGUAACAACAAUUAACUCUAUGUUCCCAUCAAGGUCUGCGUCAGGCUUUUGUGGCACAUUAACACCACAAGUGAUCCAUUGAAGUGAAGUCGUGUUUUGUUGAUCUGAGUCCAGCUAGAGAAAUGAAACUUAAAUAUUUAUUUGUUGAAGACGUGUUUUUAGCUUGUUUAUAUUUUGUCUUGAUGUAGGUUUACAUGUAAAAUGAUUACGGUUGUACUGUAUCACCUCAUUCUUUCUGUAAAUUGUGGUUUUAUUUUUAAAUUUUAACAGUGUACAGCACAGACAGAAUAUGCAUUAUUUUGUGCCUGUAAAUCUUGUGUUUGUAUGUUUACAUAAUAUCAUUAAAUGUUCAAAACUCUUAAGAUACGUUAGCAUGGUGGUGAGUCAAAAUUACCAUGAUCCAAUUCACAUCAGACGAUUCAGAGUAAGGUUUGAAAAGAGAGGUACGACUUUGUUGCUGCUGUGUAUUAUCUUUGUACCCAUAAAAAUACUCAGCGCUUGGCAUGGCACUAGUGUGAAGGAUCGUAGCCUAAUAGUAAUCGGUGAUGUCAGAGUCCGGCAUGCAGCAUAUCUUACAAUAAAAGACAAGUUUAGUAUGAGCCUACUUAAAUCAUGAAACAGUGUUUCAUGAAGUUGACAAUAAAUCUAUACAGUUUCAGCAUGAUUACAGGCAAGGCUGUAGAUCCUCUGUGGAUAGGAUUUGAAUAUCAAAACUGCAGCACAGAGGGAUCACAAUUUGUAUGUACAAUGUGGAAAAUAAGUAUUGAACAUGUCAACAUUUUUGUUUUCAGUAAAUGUAUUUUCAAUGAGGCUAUUCACAUGAAAUGUAUACCAGACUUUAACUCAAGAAACCCAGACAUAAUGAAAUCCAAACAAAUUCUAUAAAUAAAGUUAUGUGUAAAAGUAGAAUGCCACCAGAAAAGCGCUGCCAUUUUCUCCCACAGUCUCUUAUGGGAGUGUCACCACUCUAUUUUCUCUACCGCUCUGGGUCCACCUACAGGUGGAUCUCAAAUUAGAAUAUCAUGGAAAAGUUCAUUUUCUCCCCCUAAUUUAUUUCAAAAAGUGAAUGUUUCAUAUAUUGAGUGCUAUAUCAAAGCAUAUUCAUGGAAAGUUGACUGGAAGGGAAACGUGUGGUAGGAAAUAAGCAACAAUGAUGACUUGAGAGAAUUGUCAAGCAAAGCCAUUUCAAGAAUUUGUGGGAACUUCACAAGGAGUGGACUGAGGCUUUGAGUCUGCAUCAACAGCCACUGUUGGGGUCAGAUGACGUCUGUGUUGUGCACCUGUGGUUACUCACGGUAAUUGGGUCACAUGGUGUUAGUGGUGGUGGCAAGAAUCAUAAUAUCACCUGCUCACUUGCUAUGUCUUUUGUGAAUGAACAGAGAGGGGGUCAUGGAGCCUUACUUUUUGCUGACUGCAUUUGAUAUAUUAAGCUGUUUAAUAGAAUUAUUGCUGUUGUGGACUACAUGAAACUUGUGGACUUGUGAUUUUACUUCUGGAUUUAUUGACGUUUAUGAAUUGAUAGACAUUGAACUGUAUUUGGAUAUUCUCAAGAUGCCGAUUUUACUACAAUAAAGGAACUUAACUUUCUUGGAA
This is a messenger RNA of Alosa sapidissima (American shad), 4230 nucleotides long. It is a transcript of the gene cyld2, whose product is annotated as cylindromatosis (turban tumor syndrome), b. Gene Ontology annotation, molecular function: K63-linked deubiquitinase activity; cysteine-type deubiquitinase activity. The coding region runs from base 360 to 2477 and encodes 705 amino acids. The transcript has 14 exons. Gene Ontology annotation, biological process: protein K63-linked deubiquitination. Gene Ontology annotation, cellular component: cytosol. Lineage: Eukaryota; Metazoa; Chordata; Actinopteri; Clupeiformes; Clupeidae. The record is from RefSeq and is a predicted model, not a curated record.